GAUGGCCAGCCGUACACCUGGGAAGAGUUCGAGGACUACUACCAGGACUCGGCAUGGCGCGAGUGGCGUGCAGCAGCGGAAGCUGAACCCGAUGGAUUUCUUGAAGGCAAUGUGCUUCACACCUGCAAUUACGAGAAGUUGGGAUGUUUGCGCAUCAGCUACUUCAAGUCCUCUGCCACUCACGGCAGCUAUCUGGGCAGCCAGCGAUUGGGCAGAUCUCCUGUCAGAACGCUGCCUUGGAAAGCGCCUCCUUCCUGGAUGUGCAAAGCCACCGAUGUUGAUCUUUUUAGUGGGAAGGAGUAUCUUCAGAGCGCAGAGGAUCUUCUCCGUGAGGCCGAGCGCAGCAACCGGGCCAUGACCUGGUUAUGUCGGCUCUUAGGAGCGGUUGCAGCAGUGCUUGGGAUCUGGAUGUUCCUGAGCCCAAUUCAUAGCCUGGUGGAGAUCGUGGAAAACUUCUUCCACUGGUUCCGUGUUCUCCCGCUGCUGGGCGAUGCUUUGGGCUUCCUGGGCAGCGUGGUCAGCGGCGCCGUGGGCUGUGCGCUCUUAGCCUUGGCGUUGUCGUUGGGCCUGCCAUCGGCCAUGCUGGUGGUGAGCGUCUCUUGGUGCGUGAUGCGGCCCAUACUGGGAAUUCCGAUGCUUCUUUGCAGCUUGCAGCUUGUUCGGCUUGGCACUCGGCCUUCGGAAGCUGUUUCGUGCGGCGAAGGUCAAGACCAACUGACUCACCGAAGCAGCAAAAAGUCGAUUUCGCUGGAAGCUUGGAGGAUUAAGGCAAGAACACGAAUGACACUAAUGUCAACACCGGAUUGA
This is a messenger RNA of Cladocopium goreaui, 807 nucleotides long. The record is from the annotation of a GenBank genome assembly. NCBI's taxonomy places the organism in Eukaryota, Dinophyceae, Suessiales, Symbiodiniaceae.